AUUUCUUCAACCAGCAGCUUGCCGGCUUCACUGUCGAUUUCGCUCGACUCACAUGUUACUUUUGUUUUCAUUCAAUCCAAUUCAAAUUCCAUGUAAACGCCGCUAAACUGACGUGCGAUUUCCUUUUUUUUUAGUUCUUUGCUCAAUCUUCAGCGGAUGGUAUUUGCCAAUGUCGUCGCUUAGGAUAGUCUUCAGCUGACGGUGUUCAUGUCACUACUGUGUUGUAACGAUCUAGUAUAGUCCUCAGCCUAAGGUCUUUGCCAAUGCGCUACAGGAUCAAGGUCAAGGAUUAAGAAUGCUUGUGAAUAGUGGAGCAUCUCAGGCUGAUAGUGUUUGCUACAGUGUCAGUGGUUCCAGGCAGUUGGUGAUGGUGAUUUGUUAUGUAUUUCUUUUGGCGUGUGGAGUACAGUCUCAGAAAGCUAUCAAAACCAGCGUACCAGUACAAAACACCAAAAAAUUAUCGUCUAGCAGGCAGGGUCGUGUAUUCUUCAAUCAACUGUUCAGUCUGACUAAUCUCAUAGCUGGAGGUGCUUCAUUUUUUGACAAUGCAGUUGCUCCGGAAGAUGAUGAUGACGAUAUCUUCGAUAAUGAAUAUAAAGCUAGGAACUGUAGUUGUGAAUGCGGCGUAUCAAAUCAAGAGAACAGAAUAGUAGGAGGACGUCCUACAGGAAUAAACAGGUAUCCUUGGGUGGCUAGGAUUUUGUACGAUGGUCACUACCACUGUGGCGCUUCUUUACUAACUGAAGAGUUUGUCCUUACAGCUGCACACUGCAUCCGAAGGUUGAAGAAAUCCAAAAUCCGUGUGAUCUUAGGUGAUCACGAUGCUUCUACGUCAGGGGAAGUGCCCAGCAUGAUGCGGGCGAUUUCAGCGAUUAUCAGGCACAAGAAAUUUGACACUGAGACCUACAAUCAUGACAUAGCCUUGCUGAAGCUGAGGAAACCAGUGCAGUUCAACAAGCAGAUCAGGCCGAUAUGUUUGCCUAGUUCGGCCAGUGUCGAGCUAGCAGGCAUGAACGCCACAGUAGUAGGAUGGGGCCGACUCUCCGAGGGUGGGCAUCUACCAUCUGUGGUACACGAAGUAGAGGUACCCAUACUGUCUCUAUCCCAAUGCCGGGCGAUGCGAUACAGGGCGUCCAGGAUUACUCAGUAUAUGCUGUGUGCUGGCAGUGGCAGCAGAGACAGCUGUCAAGGAGACUCAGGAGGGCCGCUGUUAAUUCACAGGGGCGAUAAGUAUCAAAUUGCUGGAAUAGUCUCAUGGGGAGUCGGUUGUGGCAGACCAGGAUAUCCAGGAGUAUACACACGAGUUGCGAAGUACCUUAACUGGCUGAAGUUCAACUUGGAUGAAUCGUGUCUAUGUACAUGAACCAUAUUGUGCUAAAUGUUUUACGCUAUUUUGUCUUUGUAAAUAUAAAUUUUAGGUAUAUA
Messenger RNA from Acanthoscelides obtectus, 1425 nucleotides. The record is from the annotation of a GenBank genome assembly. Lineage: Eukaryota; Metazoa; Arthropoda; Insecta; Coleoptera; Chrysomelidae.